Peromyscus maniculatus bairdii (prairie deer mouse) is the source of this 2299-nucleotide messenger RNA. NCBI's taxonomy places the organism in Eukaryota, Metazoa, Chordata, Mammalia, Rodentia, Cricetidae. The record is from RefSeq and is a predicted model, not a curated record.
CAGGGCACUGCUUAGGCUCACCAUACUCUCAAGUACCCACUCCAUGUUGUGUCUGCAGCACUCAGAAACUGCUUUUAUUCCAAACUUCUUCAUCCUGAGAUAAAAUCAGCCUGAAGAAGAAUUGGGUGAAAUGAGAAUUCUCAGACAUUGCUAGUAGUGUAAAAUGGUGCAGCCCUGAGAGAAGCUAUGUGCAAUUAUUGAGAAAGUGGAACUGCAGUCUUCGGGUGGAGCAUUGAUUCCAGAAUGGAAAGUGGUGUCCACAGAGAAUAGGGGACAACAGGGAUUCAGCAGGACUCAUCAGAACAGCCCAACUAGUAACUUCUCAGAUGCCCAUCAUUGAUGAGUACAAACAUACAAUGUGGUCCAUGGGAUAUUGUUAAGUUUGGAAUAAUAUAUGCAAUUAUUUGGCCGUGAGUUAGUCAACAUUCUGUUACUCAAAGAAAUCUCUGACACAAUCAUCUUAUUUGAAGGAAAGGUUAAUAUAGACUACUGAUUGUAGUGAUUUUCUAGUUUUCUGAGCUCAUUCCUUUGGGCCUAAAUUGAGGCAACCUGUGGUACAGAGAGCUUCUUCAGGAGGAAGCUGCCCUCCUUGGAGGCACUGGGAAGCACUGAGUGAGAGCAAGGGGCUGGUCCACUGCCAUCCAGUGGUCCUGUGCUGGGGAACUAAGCCUUCAAUGCACAGACUGGGGAACUUGCUAGGAGAGCUUAGAUUACAGAUCAAGGAACCCUGGUGUUCACCUGUGUGUGUACAGGAUUUCAAGGCAAGCACCACAUUGACUUAUCUGCCCACUGAGUUCUUCUUCCAUAUCAACAGGCAUGCAUGUGUUAUACAGACACACAGGCAGGCUGAACACCUGCACAUAUAAACUAAAAAUAAACUGAAAAAUGAUCAAAACCGAGUAAAAGUACACAAUCUUCUCUACAUCCUUGUGCUCAAAGCAUCCUGUAUUUCCUGACUCUAGGCUGAAAUACGGGUAGAGAGGAUGUAGGUUAAUGAAAGGUAACUUUCUUCUUCCUGGUAUCUCAGGCGAUCUCUUCUUACUCUUAUUAGUGUCAUCUGGGAAACUAAGCAUGGAUGGAAUUUAGUGUGCUUGUAUGUGUGCAUCCACAUACAUGUGUGUGCUGGAGAUAGAAGGAUAGAUGUAUGGAUAGAUAGAUAGAUAGAUAGAUAGAUAGAUAGAUAGAUAGACAGAUAGAUAGAUAGAUAGAUAGAUAGAAUGUGAGUGUGUGUAUGUGUGCAUGUUUAUGUACAUGGUGAGGAUGCCCUCCCCUAAAAAACAAUCUUCUAAUGAACAGGAACAUCAAAGACUUGAGGAAAAUCUUCAGUCCCUGCUGAAGCAGAAGGAGCUGCUCACCAAGCAAAGGGACUUGGCAGUAAAGCUGCAGCAUCACUUCACUGUGUCCCAGAUGAGGUUUGAAAACCUCCAGCAGGAACUGGAGCAGACCACAGCCCAGGAAGAGAGCCUCCUGCAGAAGGAGCUGCUGGUGCAGAAACACUAUGUUCCAGCAUCUCUUCAGAAAACUGAGAAAGCUGGAAGAAGCCAGAGACAACUUGAAGGCAUGACAUUCUACACUCCAGGUUCACAGCCUCCUCAGAAAAUGCCACCUCUUUUCAGCUGUGAACUCACUAGUGAGGCACAUAUCAACCUACCAUCAGGCAGUCCAGCCACAGUCUGAUCCACAUCCAUUGGUUCAGUAUUCCCAGAGAAAAGAUUGUAUCAGAAAUCGUCUGAGAUUCAGAGGACACAACACAAAUUACUUAGACCCCUGACAUCCAUCAGCUCAUGGCCACAGUGAGGGGCAAAACAACAUGGAAGAAGACAUGUGGGUGAGCAAGAUUUCUUCUGUCAGCUUCCUAUCAAGGGCUUUGAAAAACUGAUUUCGUAUGUGAUGGAAAUCUGAAAAGGAAGACUGUGAUAACAUCACACUGCCAUCCAGACAGACCACACCCAAAGCAUAAGAUUCUCAAGUGCAGUGCUGAAGCUGAUGCCAUGUCAUAUGCUAGUGUUGCUGAAGAUAAUUCACUGCAGAGAGUAAGCUAGGUCCUCACCUCAUUUGCUCUUCCAUAAUGAAAUUCCAAUGGAUCCUGAAAUUUGCUUAAUUUUUUUUUGUUUAUAUGUUGGGAUAUUUAUGCUUUAGAUUUUGGUUUUCUUCAUUUUAGUUUAAAGUUUUGUUAGUUUUUGUUAUUGGGUUUUAACAGUUUGCUAAGGCUAUACAUUGUAUAUAAUGACUGAUGUUUUGAAAGACCCCAUUGAGUAAAAUGAAUGUAUUUUUAUGAAUAAAAUCCAAUUUAGCUUCA